Messenger RNA from Strongylus vulgaris, 261 nucleotides. The record is from the annotation of a GenBank genome assembly. Lineage: Eukaryota; Metazoa; Nematoda; Chromadorea; Rhabditida; Strongylidae.
AUGGAUAUCGGUGGUUCACAUGUGAACAUGAAUGAGAAAUGUUGCGGUUCAUUAUGGGAUCAGUUGGGAGAGUGUUUAGCAGAGGUGAUCACAAAAAUGGACUGUGUUCGAUCGAAAAGGGAAUCAGCAAAAGCUUGGAUAACGCUCAUUAGCUAUGUGGUUGAUGGUAUGAAGUGUGGCUAUAUGGAUGAGUGGAAAAGGAAAGCAAGCGGUCGGCUCGUCAAUGGAUGCCCCAAUCGGGGUGACAAUGAAAGGCGUUAA